Didymodactylos carnosus is the source of this 747-nucleotide messenger RNA. The record is from the annotation of a GenBank genome assembly. Lineage: Eukaryota; Metazoa; Rotifera; Eurotatoria; Philodinida; Philodinidae.
AUGCCAGUAAAUUUACUGGCAUUGUCAAUACUCAAUCUUGUUAUUGCUAAAUGCAAUUGUGGCACUGAUGAAUUUACUGUGGCAAUAUUUUGGAUAGUGAAAACAGUUGUUUUACUGCUAGCAACGGAAUUGGUAUAUCGAGUUUUCGUCAAGAAGUUUCCUGUUAGUUACAUGGGAUCAUUCAAUGCAGCAGCAAGUAAUAUGUUAUAUCAGGCAUUGUUGUUUUCAAUAACCAUGAUAUUUCUAAUGGCACCUGGCCUUCGUGCUGUCUGGGACGCAGCCGAUAUGGAUCGCCAUUGUAAUUAUACAAUGCAAGCUUGUCAUUUUUUCAAUAUGUUAGCACCGGAUUUUCAUGAAGGCGAUGUUUGUGAGAUACAUCAUAUUGAAUAUUUAAGUGGUAGGGAAGAAUUCAGGAUAUUAAGAAAUCUCAUGCUGUUGAACAUUGUAUCUUAUUCGAUUUAUAGUGAACCCUUAUUAGAAAUUGAUCAUAAAAAAGGUAAACUAUAUUAUGCAGUUAAAAUUCUAACUAUGUUAGUAUUUAUUGUGUCGUCUGUGGCCGUACCGAUCAUUUUCGUUGAUCCAUUUAAGUACCCUACUUCUUUCAAAACAGUUUUUAAUAUUAUUGAAGCUGUCAUUGUUGGUAUCAGCAUAGGUUUUCUCAUUUAUAAUCUUUGGCUAAAGCGGAUAAACGAUCAGCAGGAAGAAGAACCAAUGAAAACAGAACUUCAUAUUUUUCCACGCCAUUGA